Contarinia nasturtii (swede midge) is the source of this 1008-nucleotide messenger RNA. Its product is annotated as pickpocket protein 11-like. The coding region runs from base 1 to 921 and encodes 306 amino acids. Lineage: Eukaryota; Metazoa; Arthropoda; Insecta; Diptera; Cecidomyiidae. The transcript has 7 exons. Gene Ontology annotation, biological process: sodium ion transmembrane transport. The record is from RefSeq and is a predicted model, not a curated record. Gene Ontology annotation, molecular function: ligand-gated sodium channel activity. Gene Ontology annotation, cellular component: membrane.
AUGGAUUCAGAAGGACGUGAUGAAGCUUUUUUCCUAAAAGGAAUACGGCAUUUAGGAAAACUUUAUGACUUUGAGCAAUCCGAAUCGUUCGAUUUGUUGGGUUUUCAACGUAUUUUGGAUCAAUUGGAGGAACAUUUUGAUGUAGCAUCAAAAUUGGAAACGCUUCAGGUUUAUAAUCCAAAUGAAGUACCCGACCAAUUUGCAAGCGAAGCUCUUAUCUCGUCUGGUUCAGAAACUUUAGUGAAAAUUGGUGCAAAUAGACGGUGUAUGUUUAGUAGCGACAUCGCACAAAUUCAAUCGGACCCUUAUUUUCGAAGCAAUUGCAUACGAUCAUGCCGUUUGGAUAGUAUUAUUGCGUUAUGCGGAUGCAUUCCAUUCUUUUAUCUUGAUUUGAAGCCGUUAUUAACUAACUCAACGAACGUAUGCACAUUGGAUAAAUUACAUUGUCUCAAUCAUUUCCAUGUCAAAUGGCAAACGCUGUUAUUUUCACGCGAGAAAAGUGUUGGUGUUGAAACCGAAUUCGAGAAUGGUUUGUCAUGCUUACAAUGUUUACCGUCUUGCUCUCAAACACAAUAUUCAAUUUCAACAACCCGAUUACCAUUACGAACAUUACCGAUCCAAACACGCAACAUGACUCGAUUUGGAAGAGAUGCUGUAGCCAAUAGUGAACUGAUAAUGUUGCGGUUAUUUUAUGCGAGACCAGAUCACUUCUUGUACAGACAGUACGUUGCGAAAAAUUGGUUUGAACUCUUAAGUGAAUUGGGCGGAUUGUCUGGCGUAAUUAUUGGAUUUUCGCUGAUAAGUGUUAUUGAAGUUCUCUAUUUCAUGGUUAAACAAUUUUACUCAGCCAUUCAAAAUCAUAAUCAUCGUCGAUAUUCGGAAAAAGUUAAACAAGGGCGCAAUUUUAUUUUCUUCUCUUGAAAGCAUCAACAUUUAAAACAGCCUCGAAUUAAUGGACACUCGACGUUUAUGUAAACGAUAUGGCAAAUAAUUUGCAUAAAAACUCAU